Panicum virgatum (switchgrass) is the source of this 5578-nucleotide messenger RNA. RefSeq names its product disease resistance protein PIK6-NP-like. Gene Ontology annotation, molecular function: ADP binding. The transcript has 4 exons. Lineage: Eukaryota; Viridiplantae; Streptophyta; Magnoliopsida; Poales; Poaceae. The record is from RefSeq and is a predicted model, not a curated record. Bases 1758 to 5156 code for a protein of 1132 amino acids. Gene Ontology annotation, biological process: defense response to other organism.
UAUGGGUCAAGUCUCCUCACUCCAGUUGACCCGAUUCUCCCCUUCCCCACGCCUCCCACCGUCCCACGAUGCCCAGCACUUUACCAACCAGAUUCCCCUCCCGCUGCACCACCACAAUGAGAUCCCCACCAUCGCCGCUCGCCGGCCACAAGAAGCCAUGGUAGUGCAGCCACCUCAAACCCGUAGCAGAGUAGCAGCUUGAACUUGAAGAGGAGGGUCUUCCAAGUCUUGGUCUCGACGGCCGCGCAUUUGCAUCUGACUGUCGCCGCAAUACGUCUUUCUGUGGCAAGAAACUGUGAUGAAGCAAGUUGGUGGAGAGAUUCCAACAUUCUUAGUGGUCUGAGUAUUAAUGUGCUAUUAGUUUGCACACAACUCUUUGGGAAAAGAGAGCAUCUGAAGAAUGAAUAAUUCUUGCAACAAAAUCAUACUGGCAAUGCGGGGCGCCAACUAAUGUGCAGGACCAUGGAGUGAUGCGCUUAUGGAAUAUAAACUGUUUCCUCCCUUUUCAUCUCCCUAGUUUACCCUGCCUCUGGCAUGACCCUUAUUUUCUAUUUUGCUUUCUCGACAUGAGGGAUGGUCUAAAACAUGCAGCAACAUUUUUUUUUCUCACUUUUGGUUGAAAUGUUGGCCCUGACAAUUUUUCUGACUUGCACACAACCACACAGGUUCCUGUUUGUGUGCACGUUGCAUUUAGCGUAGGAUUUUCCUUCAGCGUCUUUUUGUUUUGUACAAAACUUAAACCUGUUUUUCCAUCUUGGGUACGUGUCUACUGUCCAGACAGCAGAGAAAGGAAGAGAAGUGUUGAAUACUUGAAUUGGACAUGCACUGGUUGAUUCAAGGAUGUAAAAUUGGUGCGAUGUUUGGGACCCAAAAAGAAAACAAUUUUUUAGAUUAAAAUACAAAUUCUAUCAGGAUAUUCUUAUAAGCAUAAUCUUCACUAGGUAGUGCUAUUGCUGAGCAUGUUGGUGCAGACCUUUUACAAAUAUUCUAUCAGCCAUUCUGUACCAUUCUGUAUAGAAACUUUGCUAGUACAAAACAUUGUACAAACCUGUCUAUAUACACCUAUGCCAUGCUUCUUUAUUUGUUGGUUGAGUCUGGUAACUGUAGUUAUCUCAAAAGAAAUGUUAAUUGAGCAUAAUAUUUGCAAAAGUAGUCAACUUCGAUGGUGCCUACCUACUGCCUAGGCUUGGCAUUCGCCAUCGCAGUCAAAGCUGGAUGAUACCCAACUAAUCCAUAUUAAGGACAUCUUAAUUAGUGUGAUAAGCUUUCACUGUUUAAGAAAUAUGGUAUGAAAUCAACUACUCCAAGAUGCACUACUUUUAUAAUAUAUUACUGAACUUCCUGAGGCAACCAAUUAUGCUGUUCAUAAGCAAUCAUUUUGGUUCCAUCUGAAAACUUGUGCAAUCAUUCUAUCCCAUAUUCCCACUUGAUUCAUUUUCCUUUUGAAUAUGCCUACUUUAUUAUGGUGUUGGGUUAGGUGCAUAUCCCUUGACCUAGAGGCGUGGUUUUUAAUGAUUGAAUUAGUAGAGGCUGAAAGACAAGACUUAGUGAGUCUGCAGCUAAAUUGUUUUGUCAUGAUCUCAUCUCUCUUACAGGUGAUGCUGGAUGUUUACUAAUGUCGAGAUGUUUUGUGGUUGAACUCACCUUUUACAUUUCCACAUCUAGGUACCCAGAUGAUGAACAAUUCUGAGGAAUAUCAUCAUCAGGUGUUAGCUGCUACCACAAAAUAAACGCACAAGACAGCGAGAGAGAGAGCAAUGGCGGACCUAGUGCUUGGGGUCGCCAAGUCGUUGGUGCAAGGGACGCUUACCAAGGCCCAGUCAGCUAUCGAGGAGGAGUCAAGGCUGCGACAGAGCACACAGCGGGACCUGGUAUUCAUCGCUGGAGAGUUCCAGAUGAUGCAGUCCUUUCUCAGCGUCACAACUGAGGAGCAUGUCAGGAAUAACAUUGUUAGCACCUGGGUGACGCAGGUCCGUGACCUUGCCUACGAUGUUGAGGACUGCAUCGAAUUCGUUGUACACCUGGACACAAAGUCUGAUUGGUGGCUCCGCUCAAUCAAGUGCUGCAAUUGCAUGGCACCUGCACUAUCCCUGGAUGAGGCCAACGCGGACAUUGAGCAGCUGAAGGCAAGGGUCCACGAUGUGAGCCAGAGAAACAUCCGCUACCUCAUUGGUGACUUUGUCCCCAAACCCAUUACGGAGAUGAAUCAGCCAGGAGCCACCGGUCCAUCUUCUAGCAUGCUUGCCAAAACAAGGGACACAGCCUGGAUGCAACGAGACGUCGAAGAGCUGACCAAUUUGAUCACCAAGAAAGGAAACGGCCUUGAAGUGAUCUCAGUAUGGGUAACGGGUGGCGACUCUGUGGCAACAUCUAUCACAAGGAAGGCCUUUGACGACCCAAAUGUCUGGGGAAACUUCACAUGCCGUGCUUGGGUGAAGCUAUUGCAUCCUUUUAACCUCCAUGACCUCAUCAGGAGCUUGUUGGAUCAGUUCUAUGCAAACUUCCGUGAAGUGCAGCAAGAAGCAAUCGUUGGGAUUAGUCUUGUUCAGGAGUUCAUGCAGCAAGUGAACAACCAAACCUACCUCAUUGUCCUGGAAGAUGUGUCCACCAUGGUAGAGUGGGAAGCCAUUCGAAAGUACCUUCCAGACAGGGGGAAUGGGAGUCGUAUUGUUGUGUCUACACAGCAGUUUGAGAUCGCAAGCUUCUGCACAAGACUUCCAUACUUCCAACGGUUCUCAGCUGAUCAGUCAUUUUGUUUCUUUUUUAAGGAGGGUCUUCAAUCUGAUGGAGGCAAGAACAAGGCAACUGAUAGGGGAAUUUUAAUUGACCAUUCCCCUCUGAUGGGACGCAUUCCAGAAAUUGACGAACUUCCUAAGUAUCCAGCUUUGGCACGUGUGAACGCUUUGCAUGUGAUGUCCGUGUGGGGGGUAGCUGGUGCUGGGAAGUCUGCUCUUGUUAGAAAUCUGUACCACAAAAAGGUGCAUAUGCUUCAGAAUAAUGAAUUUGAUAAGCAUGGUUGGGUGGACGUGUCCUAUCCAUUCAAUUUAAGGGUUUUCUGUCUCAGCUUACUUUUGCAAUUCCAUUCACAUUCUCCCAAAGCAAACGAAGCUAUAUACUGCAGCACGAGAGGAAUCAGAGACCCCAUCGAAGAGUGUCACAACCUUCUAAAGGAUCACCGGUGCCUUGUUGUUAUUGACAAUCUCAAGUCCACAGAAGAAUGGAACUUGAUACAAGCUGCCUUGGUAUCAAGACGCUCUCAAAGCAUUAUUAUUGUAAUUACAAAUGAGGCAAGCCUUGCCUUACACUGCGCAGACAGAAAGGAGCUCGUGUUUAAUGUCAAAGGUCUGGAAAUUGGUGCAGCCAUCGAUCUCUUCAAAAAGGAGGUGAGUAAGAAUAAUUUUUUCCCAGUAGACGAUAUUGCCAAUGACAAGGAGCUACGACAACUUAUAUCAAAGUGUGGUGGACUUCCAAAAGUAAUAGUUGCUAUAGCUGACUCUUUGGCUGAAGUAUACAACUGGGCAGAAAGAACCAGAGUUUUGAAUGACCAAUUUAUAACAAACCUGGAGACAGGGCAAGAGUUUUCUUGUUUACAGAGCCUAUUUGGCUGGAUACAUUCCUACUUUCGUUCUUGCCCAGAUUUCCUGAAGCCUUGUAUAUUCUAUCUAUCAAUCUUCCCCAAGUCCCAGGUCAUCCGGAGGCGGCGUUUGGUGAUGAGAUGGGUCACAGAGGGUUACUCCAAGGACAAGCCCAACUAUACUGCAGAGGAGAAUGGGGAGGAACUCUUCUCUAAGAUCAUUGAGCUGAGCAUGAUUCAACCACCAGAGCAGGCAAUCAUUACAAACAUGAGAAUGAUUAGGUUCCAAGUCAGUGCUUUCUUCCAUGAAUACAUCAUCUCGAGGCCAAAAGAGGAGAAUGUUACCUUUGCACUGGAGGUCUUUGCGCUUGCGGGAUGCUGCCGCCAAACCACUGGGCGCACAGGACGGCACCUUGUUAUAGAGGAAAGCUGGGAUAGAGACAGGAUUGUGUUUGAGAGCAUUGACUUCUCUCGGCUACGCUCCUUCACAGUGUUUGGGAAAUGGGAAUCAUUUUUCAUCUCUCCAAGUAUGAAAGUGCUUCGGGUGCUUGAUUUGGAGAAUGCAUCAGGUGUCACGGAUGAAGACCUAAAGAAGAUUGUAAACCUUCUGCAUCGCCUAAAGUACCUAUCUCUGAGGGGAUGCAGUGAGAUCCGCCAUCUGCCAAGUACUCUGGGUCAUCUGAGGCAACUCCAGAUUCUUGAUGUCAGAAACACCUCCAUAGUCACAUUUCCGGCGUCCUUCACCAAGCUAGAGAAGCUGCAGUACAUCCGAGGCGGCACUACCACCCUUGCCGACCUCACGAGUCCUCAUAAACGAGUAGGCGUUGAGCUGCAUGCUGGGAUUGAAAAGCUGACCGCAUUGCACACGAUUGGGGUUAUUAAUGUCGAUAUUCCAAGGGGGAAAGCCAUCCUGAGUGAGCUCAGGAAGCUCACUCAACUGCGGAAGCUCGGAGUAUUCGGUGUAAAUAAAAAUAACAGCAAUCAGUUUUGUUCUGCCAUCUCAGAUCAUGCUCAUUUGGAAUCCUUGUCAGUGUGGAUAAAUAAGAACAGUCAAAAUUGUUUGGAUGGCAUCUCCAGCGACACCCCGCCUCUGAAGAACCUACAGAGCCUUAAGCUAUUUGGCCUUGUAAACAAGUUGCCAGUAUGGAUCUACUUGCUUAGAAAGAUAAAAAAGUUGGUUUUGGAGAUAACUACCCCAGCAGAACAUGACAUGGCUGUGCUUGGUGGUCUCCAAGAAUUAUGUGUUUUGCGCCUCUGUGUCAAGCCUAUUCAAGCUGGCAAACUCAAUUUUCUAGUCAAGACGGUGGAAGGAGUAGAGGUCCUGUCCUAUGAAAAGGUCAAGGUCCUCGAGAUUGCUUGCAGCUCCCCGUUACAUGUAACUUUUGGAUCAUUAGCAAUGAGAAGUCUUGAGCAGCUGACAGUUCACUGCUGCAGUGAGUUGACGUUGCCAUUUGAUGAGAUAAGAAAUCUCACUAAACUCAGGGAAGUCCGGCUUAUUGGUUCCCAAGAUGAUGCACUCAAGAAACAAUUGGAUGAACAGCUCAAACUCCAUCCAAAUAAACCUGCUUUGAAGCUUGGGUGACCGUGUACUGAAGUAGAGACAAUUGUCAUCUGUUCUACCUUGUGGGUUCGCAGGAUUACAUGGCAGGUGCUCUUGAGAUCAUCUUUGUUCUCUCUAUCUCUCUCCCUCCUCCCUCUGUAAGGCAUCUCCUUGCUUUUUUAGCUUGAGUUGUCAUUUUCAAAUAAUCAGUACGAUUGUUCUGGACCGGCAGGAAAAGCGAAAUACUUUCACGGGAUUAAGUCUGGUUCAUUGGACUUGUACUGACAAGGCUCAGCUCAUAUAUGUGCCAAUAAAAAUGGUGUAAACCAUAUGUGUGUAGUAGGAUCGGAUAUGCAAAUUGAUGUGGGAGUUUAGUUGUGUUGCUGUAAUUUUUUUUGAAAUAAAGUGUUGCUGUAAUUUGAUUGGGUACUAUCAAUGGCAUUUAAGUAUCUAACGUUUCUCCA